UUCCCUUUUCUCUCUCCUCGCAUCUCUCUCUGUAGAAGGAAAGGAGGAAAAAGGCUCCUAAAACCCUCGCCGAAUCGCCCUCCGAGGAGAUCACGCGAGGGGGAUUGAAGCAGAAGUGGAGGGGAGGAGGGAGUAGAAGAGCCGUAGAAGAGCCAAAUCCACUACGGAUUGCGAUCCUUUGGAGGCGGGUACUCGAGAUCUAGGUCCAGAUGGCGGGGGCGACUCAUCAAGGGCCGGAUCGAAUUGACUCAAUUGAGCCAGUGGAAUCAUCAAAGGUAGAUGCUGAGCAGAAAUCACUUAGUGCUGAGGAUUCGGAAGAACAGCCACUUUCUGCCAAACAUGAGAAAGUGGUAUCACCUAAAGUUGCUCAUGACUCAAAUACCGUGAAUCUAUCAAAAGAUGCCCCAGGCCAGCUGGGUUCUCUGGAUGCAGGUGGAGACCGCACUGCUGUUUGUCCGCCCAACAUCUAUGCCCCUCAGGCACAAACAUUCUUCUAUGGAGGAUAUGGAAAUGCUACUAGUGAGUUUGAAGAAUAUCCGCGGUUUUUAAAUGUUGAUGGCUUGGAAGUUGGACCAACUGGUAUCUACAAUGAGAAUCCCUCUCUCAUGUUCCAUACUGGAUAUGGGUACAGUCCUCAGAUGCCUUAUGGACCUUAUUCUCCGGUUACAACUCCUAUACCUUCUGCCAGUGGAGAUGGCCAGCUUUACACUCCUCAGCAUUUCCCAUUCUCGGGCCCUUACUACCAGCAACCAGUUCCUCCUAGCAUGCCAUAUAUUACUUCUCCAACUCCAGUUUCGCAAGCUGAGUUAACCAUGCCAGUUGACCACCAAGAAGCUUUUCUUGCCGAUACUUCGAAUUCCAAUGGCAUGCUGUUUGGACCAAGACCUGGUUACCACGUUUCAUAUGGUUCUUUCGGUACAGGUAGCUUUGCUGGAAAUUCUGGUAAUCCUGGUUUCUCUGAUUUAAGGCAAGAGUUUGAUGGUUUUGGCUCUGACGGGUUUUGGUCAGAUUGGUUGAAAUCACCAGAUGGGAUGGGUUCUUUGACUCCAUUGUCACCAGCAGCUUCACCUCAACCAAUUGGUGCACUUGUAUCGUUUGGGCAAAGCACAAUGCCUUUAGCUGGAAUGGCUCCACAGCAACCAAAGUCCUUCUAUGGUUUUGGAUCCUCAAUUAGUUCCUAUGACAGAGGGUACUCUCAUGGUGGGAUGUAUCAUCAGGGCAGUAAUUUUGGGGGUUCCAUUCCCAGCUUGGGAGUUAAUGUACGGAGUUUGAGUGCAGCUGACAAAGGCAGGAGGCGAGGAAAAGGUAAUGCUUCAUCGUGUAGUUGCAAUGGUACUCCAGACUUUCUCUGUGAGCAAAACCGAGGGCCACGGGCUACUAGACCAAAGAAUCCAGCAGUGGAACAGAACUCAUCACUGGAUGGUAAAAAUGACAGUUCUACUACAAAAGCUAAUCGUGAGUUAUACAAUAAUCCGGACUUUGUUACGGAGUACAAGGAUGCCAAGUUCUUUAUAAUAAAAUCUUACAGUGAGGACAAUGUCCAUAAGAGUAUUAAGUAUGAAGUUUGGGCCAGCACUGCCAAUGGGAACAGGAAGUUGGAUUCUGCUUAUCAUGAGGCAAAAGAAAAGGACAAUCCAUGUCCAGUUUUCUUAUUUUUCUCGGUAAAUGCCAGUGCACAGUUUUGUGGGGUAGCUGAGAUGAUUGGACCUGUAGAUUUUGAGAAGAGUGUGGACUAUUGGCAGCAAGACAAGUGGAGUGGUCAGUUUCCUGUCAAGUGGCAUAUUGUGAAAGAUGUGCCGAACAAUCUAUUUCGCCAUAUCAUCCUUGAAAACAAUGACAAUAAGCCAGUAACCAAUAGCAGAGACACCCAGGAGGUAAAACUGGAACAAGGUUUGGAGAUGCUAAGCAUUCUCAAAAAUCAUGAGGCUGACAUGUCAAUUCUUGAUGACUUUGACUUCUAUGAGGAGCGGGAGAAAGCAAUGCAGGAGAGGAAGGCUCGGCAGCAGCAGCAGCCAUUCAACUCUACAGUGGCGUCUUCAGCAGUUGUUGGCAAUGAGCAAAGGAACCCAGCAGCCAUCUCUGGUGAUGUCAUAAAGCAAAUUUCAAAGAGCUUUGCUCAAGCUGUCCGGUUGGAAGAAGGUAAAAAUGCAAACCCGCCUGGAGUUAGAAACAGCUCCACCAAUGCGACUGCUGCUCAGCCUCAAGAUUUGGUAAGUGAGCAACUGCAACUGUGACAGCCGCUGGUUUCCUGCCAAAGCUUUAUGCUUGUCUUCUGCCUGAAGGCAUCUUUAUUUGUGGUUUGACAUCUGAAGCUUGGAAGCAGCAACGAAUGGUUAUGCUCGAAGUGGUAAUUAUGGAUGAGGCUUUUGGUAGGAAAAAGAGGGGGGCUGCUCGAGCAUUUGUACACUAGAUAGAUCUCACCAAUCUAGAGCUGUAAUUUAUCUCCUCCUCCCUUCUUUUUUUUUUUUUUUUGUUCCUCUUGGUGUUAUUGUCCUUGUUGCAUUAGGGGCAAGCCUUUAGUGGGGCUGGAGUUUUAUGCAAGCCUUUGUAAAGUUUCCAGUUUGGAUGCCAGAUGAAUAAGCUAUCUUUUCUAGUCAUAUCCAACAUUUUGUAUUGUCUCAUACUGUCAAUUUUGAAAUUUGAAUCAGUCACCUUGAACAAGCAUAAAUAUUCCGAGCAUUAUUCUGUUA
Messenger RNA from Phoenix dactylifera (date palm), 2690 nucleotides. RefSeq names its product evolutionarily conserved C-terminal region 5 (gene ECT5). The record is from RefSeq and is a predicted model, not a curated record. Gene Ontology annotation, biological process: mRNA destabilization. Gene Ontology annotation, cellular component: cytoplasm. Gene Ontology annotation, molecular function: mRNA binding. NCBI's taxonomy places the organism in Eukaryota, Viridiplantae, Streptophyta, Magnoliopsida, Arecales, Arecaceae.